CGCGGGCAAACACAAGUCCCGCCCUAAAUUCCCUAUCCUCCCGUCCUUCCCAUCCACUCAUAUUCUGCUUACCUCCCUGCGACCCCCUGACGCCGCCCCGGCACCGCGUCAAUAAGUACUCGGAAAAACCUUUUACGCCUUCACAAACACGAAGGCUUUUUUCUUUCGCGGCAGCUGCCUAUACCAUUUUUUGCUAAUGGUCGUCGCCGUCCCUCCUUUCUUCUCAUCGUUAUCACCCCGCGUUCGCCCAUCGGCAUUAUCUCGAAGGAAUCAAUUAUCCUUCAACAAAACUUCUUCUUUGAGCCUUUUUUUACCCUUUGGACUUUACCAUACUGAGUUUAGAGAGUUUUUCCCUUUUGGGUUGAAGCAGAGGGCUCAUGGACCGGUGAUAUCAGCGAAAAAGUCAUCUAAAGGAUCAAAGCAAGAUUCGGAGAUGUACAAGCACACCAUUGAUCUUCCAAAGACCACUUUUGGAAUGCGGGCAAAUUCGAUAGUAAGGGAGCCUGAGAUUCAAAAAUUUUGGGAGGACAAUGAUGUCUUCAAACGGGUCGCUGAGAAGAAUACAGGGGAAACUUUCAUUCUACAUGACGGGCCGCCAUAUGCUAAUGGAAAGUUGCACAUGGGACACGCUCUGAACAAGAUUUUGAAGGAUAUUAUAAAUCGUUAUAAGCUUCUUCAAAAUUAUAAAGUCCAAUUUAUUCCAGGUUGGGAUUGCCAUGGUCUUCCAAUAGAGUUAAAAGUAUUACAGUCAAUGGAUCAAGCUGCUCGGAAGGACUUGACACCACUAACAUUGAGGGAACUUGCUGCCAAAUUUGCAAAAGAAACCGUUGAUGUUCAAAUGAAGUCUUUUAAGCGUUAUGGGGUGUGGGCAGACUGGAGUGAUCCUUAUUUAACACUUUUUCCAGAAUAUGAAGCUGCACAGAUAGAAGUAUUUGGUCAGAUGGCUACUAAAGGAUACAUCUAUAGAGGUCGGAAGCCUGUCCAUUGGAGCCCAUCCUCCCAUACGGCGCUUGCUGAGGCAGAGCUAGAGUAUCCGGAUGGCCAUGUAUCUAAGAGCAUUUAUGCUAUUUUUAAGAUGGUUAGCACGUCUUCUAUUUCUCAUGACGUUUUGAAAGAAUUUCUUUCAAACCUGUGCUUAGCAAUAUGGACAACUACUCCUUGGACCAUCCCAGCAAAUGCUGCUGUGGCAGUUAAUCCUGGACUUGUUUAUGCUGUGGCUGAGGUACAUUCAGUCAUUGAGGACACAUCGUCAUCGCUUGGAAAGCGAACAAAGUUGAGAAGCAUAUUGAAAAAUGAAGAAAAAAAGCCAUUCAUCAUUAUAGCAUCUGAUCUCGUUCCUGCACUUGAAUCAAAGUGGGGGGUGAAGCUUGUUAUCAAGAAAACUUUUCUUGGGGCAGCUCUUGAAAACUGCAGGUACCUUCACCCUUUGGAUGGGAAGGAAUGCCCUGUUGUGAUGGGGGGAGACUACAUCAAUACAGAGUCAGGAACUGGACUUGUUCAUACAGCUCCUGGUCAUGGUCUGGAGGACUAUAUGACUGGUUUAAAAUAUGGGCUAUCAAUACUUUCUCCUGUUGAUGACAGUGGAAAUUUUACUGAAGAAGCAGGACAGUUCAAUGGUUUGAAUGUAUUAGGGGAUGGUAAUGUUGCUGUUGUUAAGUAUCUUGAUGACAAUAUGUUGCUUAUUCUAGAAGAACCUUAUAAACACAAGUACCCAUAUGAUUGGAGAACAAAGAAACCGACAAUAUUUAGAGCUACCGAGCAGUGGUUUGCUUCUGUUGUUGGGUUCAGGCAGGCUGCUAUGGAUGCAAUUAACAUGGUCAAUUGGAUUCCUCCUCAGGCAGAGAAUAGAAUAAAUGCCAUGACAGCCAGUCGUUCUGAUUGGUGCAUUUCAAGACAACGAAUUUGGGGUGUUCCUAUCCCAGUUUUUUAUCAUGUUGACACAAAAGAGCCAUUGAUCACAGAAGAGACUAUCUCUCACAUUAAGGCUAUAAUUUCCAAGAAAGGUAGUGAUGCAUGGUGGUACAUGUCAAAUGAAGAGCUUCUCCCUGAAAAAUUUCGUAGCAAUGCAUCAAAAUAUCAAAAGGGAACUGAUACAAUGGAUGUUUGGUUUGAUUCUGGAUCAUCUUGGGCCGCAGUCCUAGGGAAAAGAGAAGGUCUGAGUUUACCUGCAGACCUGUAUCUGGAAGGCACAGACCAACACCGGGGUUGGUUCCAGAGUUCUUUGCUUACAAGCGUUGCUACAACAGGCAAGCCUCCCUAUUCUUGUGUUGUCACACAUGGGUUCGUGUUGGACGAGAAGGGCCUAAAAAUGAGCAAGUCUCUUGGUAAUGUUGUUGAUCCUGAAAUUAUCAUUUCAGGAGGACUGAACAUCAAGGAUGAGCCUAGCUAUGGAGCUGAUGUUCUCCGCCUUUGGGUAUCUAGCGUUGAUUAUACCGGGGAUGUAUUGAUUGGUCCUCAGAUACUUCGUCAGAUGUCUGAUGUAUACAGAAAGUUUCGAGGAACACUUAGAUAUCUUCUAUCAAAUCUCCAUGAUUGGAAUCCAGGAAAUUCCAUUGCUUAUGAUGAUCUCCCCAAGAUUGAUCAACAUGCAAUGUUCCAGCUUGAAAAUGUUGUAAAAAUAGUUGAGGAUUGUUAUGAUAAGUAUCAGUUCUACAAGAUAUUCCAGAUUCUUCAACGGUUUGCGAUUGUUGACCUUUCAAACUUCUACUUUGAUAUCGCUAAAGAUCGUCUAUAUGUGGGAGGUUCUGGCAGUUUUACAAGGCGGAGUUGCCAAACAGUUCUUGCUGCUCAUUUUUUUUCAAUCAUUCGAAUGAUUGCUCCAAUCAUGCCACAUCUGGCUGAAGAUGCUUGGCAAAAUCUUCCAUUUGAGCAUGUACUGGAUAAUGGUUCUGUUGCCAGAUCUGUUUUUGAUCUAAGGUGGUCGGAUCUAAAUGAGAGAUGGCUUUCAAUGCCAGCUUCCGAUGCAGAUUUCUGGACUUCGAUUCUUGAGCUGAGAAAUGAGGUUAAUAAAGUUCUUGAGGUUGCUCGUGGAGAGAAGCUAAUUGGCUCUAGCUUAGAAGCAAAGGUUUACCUCCAUACUUCUGAUGCAGCUACUAACUCCCGGCUACAGGAAAUGUGUGGGGCUAUGCACGAGGCAGAUUCUUUGCAUCGUAUAUUUAUAACAUCACAGGUUGAGGUUUUGCGGUGCCUUGACGAAGUGUCGCAAACCGUCCAAUAUAAUGGAUCAUACAUCAGUCAGGCAAAUAUUGAGAUUUGGAUUGGUGUUAGUCUUGCUGAUGGCCUGAAAUGUGAGAGAUGCUGGAACUAUUCUUCUAAUGUUGGUAUGUUUUCUGAGCACCCAACUCUUUGCUCUCGCUGUUUCACAGUGAUCGGUGACAUCCAACCACUUAAAGCGUCAGCUCAGGUUUGCUGAGUUUCCUCCAAGUGUAGAAAGUAUGCUUGAAUUCGUCUGCAUCAUCUUUCUAAUCUUAAUUAUUUAAGGUCGGUUUUAUGAAUCUCAUUCUUCAUAAAUUUUUGUAAAGGUAAAUUAUGCAUUGCUUGUAUGGUUAGUAUUUUUUAAUUAAUUAUGAGAUUCAAAGCUUAAUAAGCAUGUAAAAAAUAAGAAUGAUAGGAUAUAGAAUAUUUAACGGUAGAGAAAAGUAUAUGUGAUUUCUUAUUGUACUUGAGUGUCAGAAUCUGCCGAUUGAUUAUUGGCGUUUGUAAUCUUGAAGGGAUGAUUGUAUUGUAACGGGAUGUUAUUGAUGUCUAAUUUAA
Phalaenopsis equestris is the source of this 3753-nucleotide messenger RNA. Its product is annotated as isoleucine--tRNA ligase, chloroplastic/mitochondrial. Gene Ontology annotation, biological process: isoleucyl-tRNA aminoacylation. Gene Ontology annotation, molecular function: aminoacyl-tRNA deacylase activity; isoleucine-tRNA ligase activity; tRNA binding. The record is from RefSeq and is a predicted model, not a curated record. Bases 197 to 3412 code for a protein of 1071 amino acids. The transcript is spliced from 22 exons. Gene Ontology annotation, cellular component: cytosol. NCBI's taxonomy places the organism in Eukaryota, Viridiplantae, Streptophyta, Magnoliopsida, Asparagales, Orchidaceae.